AUGGAAGGUGUAGGUGGAGGUAUGGUCGUCCGGCCGGACGGCCAUUCAUCUCCUCUGGAAGCAGCUUCGCCUGCGGUGGCGGCGGCAGGCGCUGCUUCUCUGGACCUGUCUCUAACACUGGCCCCUGUGUCACCACCACCACCACCACCACCACCACCUUCCUCCUCUUGUUGGGCUGCAGCACAUGUUGUUCUUCCUUCUUCUACCGGCACCGGUGGCAAUUACCAUGGCCAUGGUGGUGGGAGGCUCUUCUCGUGCCUCUUCUGCGAGAAGACCUUCCUCAAGUCGCAGGCGUUGGGGGGCCACCAGAACGCGCACAAGAAGGAGAGGGCCGCCGGCAGCUGGAACGCCCACCUCUACCUUCCCGCGGCAGGGGUAGCCAACCAGCCGGCCGUCGCGACAUCCAUGCUGCCGCCGACCUCGCAGCCCGUACGUACGCCUACUAGCAGGCUUGUCGACGACCACGAGCAGCAGCAGCAGCAGCUUGAUCUUAGCCUCAAGCUCUAG
Triticum dicoccoides is the source of this 507-nucleotide messenger RNA. RefSeq names its product zinc finger protein 628-like. NCBI's taxonomy places the organism in Eukaryota, Viridiplantae, Streptophyta, Magnoliopsida, Poales, Poaceae. The coding region runs from base 1 to 507 and encodes 168 amino acids. The record is from RefSeq and is a predicted model, not a curated record. The transcript has a single exon. Gene Ontology annotation, molecular function: DNA-binding transcription factor activity.